AAUGUUUCAGCUGGAAAUGGGGAGUGAGUGAAGUAAACCUACAGAUUUUGCCCCUCUCAUACUCACUUCCACAUGGAACUCUUGAAGUGACAUGAGAACAGGCAAGCUGGAAGACUGUGUGGUAGAAGAGCUUGCAGCCUAUGAUUAGUCAACCAUGUUCUAGGAAUAAGAGCCCUUAGGGGACAGUCUUGCCAAUCCCAAAGCUGAAACACAAGGUGCCUGAACAGGACCCCUCUGAGCUGACAGUGGGACAAACAGGUUCCAAGGGAUUAUUUGAUGAGAAGAAACUGUGCUGAUCCUCAUCUACUAAGGCAGCGGUAACGCAGGAUCUGGGUGGUAACAAGUCCUCAUCUCUGCUGAUAAUCACACUAUCUCUUGCCCACAGUACAUCUUUGUCUGAGGAACUUGGGAGAAAAUUAGAGCGAAACAGAUUUACUGGGCCGCAGGGUCUAAUUUACUGUAUUCACAGUCAGGGCGGCGCUGGACAGCUCCGCGGCAAGGCAAGGCAAGGCAAGGCAAGGCAAGGCGCCCAUGUUCCGGAGGCGGCGCAGAUGUGACGUGAUGCCCGUUGUUUUGGUCGGCCCGACCAAUGGGACGCGCCGCCCGGAUUCUACGGGAGCCGGGAUGGGCCCGUCGUGGCGGCAGCAGGACGCUCCCCUGCCGACCGUCACGCAUUGCGCAGGGUGCACCACCGCCCGGUCCUGCGGCGGCUUUAACGGCCCCGGCAUGGAGGCGCCGCGGCACUUCCCGCCGGGCUUCGGCCCCGAGCAGCAGCAGCAGCAGCAGCAGCAGCAGCGCCCGCCGGCGGAUAAGGCGAGCCUCCAGCAGCAGCAGCAGCAGCAGCAGCAGCAGCAGCAGCAGCAGAGCCCGUGCCUCCAGUGCAACAACUGCGCCUACUACGGGGCUGCUGCGGCAGCCGCCGCCGGGGACCAGCUGCCGCUGCUGCUCCGCGCCUCGUCGCCCCUCGCCCUCCGCACGCAACCGUCGCCGCUGUCGUCCGCCGCCUCGUCCCGGCAGGGCAGCCAGCUGAACGUCAGCGAGCUCACGCCGUCCAGCCAUGGCAGGCAGCCGCACCAGUUCGCCCAAUACCACCAGUGCCACAGCCUGCAGCAGCAGCAGGCAGCCAGCCCCAGCAGCAGUGUCAGCAGCGGCAGCACCCACCUGCACCACCUCCACCACCACCACCAUCAUCACCACCACCAGCAGCAGCAGCGCCGGGAGAGCAACCCCUUCACCGAAAUAGCCAUGAGCAGCUGCAGGUACAACGGCGGCGUCAUGCGGCCGCUCAGCAACCUGAGCUCGUCCCGCAGGAACCUCCACGAGAUGGACUCCGAAGCGCAGCCGCUGCAGCCGCCGCUCCCCAGCCCCGCCGCCGCCUCCUCCUCGGCCGCCCCCGAGAUCGUGGUGUCCAAGCCCGAGCACAACAACUCCAACAACCUGGCCCUGUACGGCCCCGCCGGCCCCGGCCCCGGCCCGGGCGGCCCCAACAACGGCGGCAGCAAGCCCAGCAAGAAGAAGAACCAGAACAUCGGCUACAAGCUGGGGCACCGCCGCGCGCUCUUUGAGAAGCGCAAGCGCCUCAGCGACUACGCGCUCAUCUUUGGCAUGUUCGGCAUCGUGGUCAUGGUCAUCGAGACCGAGCUGUCCUGGGGCGCCUACACCAAGGAGUCGCUGUAUUCCCUCGCUCUGAAAUGCCUUAUUAGCCUCUCCACCAUCAUCCUGCUUGGGCUCAUCAUCGUGUACCAUGCGCGGGAGAUCCAGUUGUUCAUGGUGGACAAUGGAGCAGAUGACUGGAGAAUAGCCAUGACUUAUGAGCGUAUUUUCUUUAUCUGCUUGGAAAUACUGGUGUGUGCUAUACAUCCCAUACCUGGGAACUAUACAUUCACAUGGACAGCCCGGCUCGCCUUUUCUUACGCUCCAUCCACAACAACAGCUGAUGUGGAUAUUAUUUUAUCUAUACCAAUGUUCUUAAGACUGUAUCUUAUUGCCAGAGUUAUGCUUUUGCAUAGCAAACUUUUCACUGAUGCCUCAUCUAGAAGCAUUGGAGCAUUAAAUAAGAUAAACUUCAAUACCCGUUUUGUUAUGAAGACUCUAAUGACAAUAUGUCCAGGAACUGUACUGUUGGUAUUUAGUAUCUCAUUAUGGAUAAUUGCUGCAUGGACUGUCCGAGCUUGUGAAAGGUACCACGAUCAACAGGAUGUUACUAGCAACUUCCUUGGAGCAAUGUGGUUGAUUUCAAUAACUUUUCUAUCCAUUGGAUAUGGUGACAUGGUACCUAAUACAUACUGUGGGAAAGGAGUCUGUUUACUCACUGGAAUCAUGGGUGCUGGGUGCACUGCACUGGUGGUAGCUGUGGUGGCAAGGAAGUUAGAACUUACCAAAGCUGAAAAACAUGUGCAUAAUUUCAUGAUGGACACCCAGCUAACUAAAAGAGUGAAAAAUGCAGCGGCCAAUGUACUCAGGGAAACAUGGUUAAUUUAUAAAAACACAAAGCUGGUUAAAAAGAUAGACCAUGCGAAAGUAAGGAAACAUCAACGCAAAUUCUUGCAAGCUAUUCAUCAAGCUCGGAAAUUAAGAAGUGUAAAAAUGGAACAAAGGAAACUGAAUGAUCAAGCCAACACAUUGGUGGACCUGGCAAAGACUCAAAACAUCAUGUAUGACAUGAUUUCUGACUUAAAUGAAAGAAGUGAAGAUUUUGAGAAGAGAAUUGUUACUCUGGAAACUAAACUGGAAACUUUAAUUGGUAGUAUUCAAGCUCUACCUGGACUGAUUAGCCAGACAAUCAGCCAGCAACAGAGGGAUUUCCUCGAGGCUCAGAUACAAAAUUAUGAUAAGCAUGUUGCCUACAGUGCUGAACGAUCACGAUCUUUGUCAAGAAGAAGGAGAUCCUCAUCCACAGCACCACCAACUUCAUCAGAGAGUAGCUAGAAGAGAAUAAGUUAACCACAAAAUAAAGACUUCUUGCCAUCAUAUGGUCAAUAUUUUAGCUUUUAUUGUAAAGCCCUAUGGUUCUAACCAGUGUUAUCUGGGUUCUGAUGUCAGAAUCCUGGAAACCUGAACACAAUGUUUUAGGCCAAAAUGAGUGAAAACUCUUUUUUUUUUCCCCCAUCCACCUCUCAGAUGCACAGUGAAUGCACCUAUUACUGCUAUAUUAGAUUGUUCCUCCUGUAAUUUCACUAACUUUUUAUUCAUGCACUUCAAACAAACUUUACUACUACAAUAUAUAAUAUAAUAAAAAUGUUAAUUUCUGCACAUAGUUGCUUGGUUACUUGGACUUUAAAAGUUUUUUUUAAAAGCUCACAAUCAAAAGGCCUAAUUGUAAACAUUUAAGAAACAAAAUUGAAGCUUAAUCAUUAUCCCUCAGUAUGAAAACCAAUUCACUAAACUUUGCUUGCAGUGGAGGGGGAAAAAAAUCAGUGUUCAUCUAACAGUGUGCUGAAUAACGUAUAGUCAUUUUAGAAGGUCACUGACAGCUUCAGUUUCUGAAGGGAUUACUUAAAAACAUAGCUUAUCCUAGAAAAUGAGUUAAGAAGUAUGCUAUGGGUUUUUUAAGAUCUUCUUAGGGCUUUUGUUUAACACGCAUUUGUACACACGCACAUAGAUAAUACAUAUACAUAUAUAUAUAUGUAUAUAAAGUUAUUUAUGCCAUGCCCAUGGCAAAGAUCUUUUAAACUGACUAUUUGUAAAGCUGCUGAUGUGCAAAAAGCACAGGAAGGGUCCUGUUCAUUUAUUUGGAGUCUCAUAAUUACUCCGGGUAAGUAUGUCAAGACAGAAGCAUCACUUUCAAGCUGGAAGUCUCCCAUUAAUGCUACUUAGGUUUUGGAAAUAUUGGGUUGCUCCUAACUCUCUCUGCUUCCUUUUUUUGUACUUAAUGUUUCUGGAGUGAAUAACUGACACACAGAGUUGGAGUGUACAAGCUUGUGUGAUGGCAGCACAACGUCCUGUAUACAUUAUGUUUAGAUAAUCCCUGUGGUUUCUGCUAUGCCGUCAAGUUUAGCAAGAAAGUUUUAACAAUAUUUCCAAAAAAUUGUAGUAAACCUGCUGUAGACCGGAGUUAUGUGAGUGGGGUAUCCGUACUAUUUUACUUCCGUGCGGAGAUAAUAAGGUCUUUCUUGAGAAACCAAAGCAUAGUGUACAUGUUUGUGAAAAAGUUCUGGCUGACUUUUCUCCUUGUUUAUAUUCCAGAGUAGCAAACCUAGGUAAGCUUAAAUGCUCAGCACAUGCAACUUGCAUUCUUGAUUUCUAUUUAUAAGCAGGAAGUUAUAAGACUCCAUAAAAUAUUUUAUCAUAUUUGAUAUUUAUAAAAUAUACUAGCCCUGCGCCCUCCCCUCUUAAUUUACAGUGAAAGGUGACACAAUAGCUAAGUAUAACAAGUAGGUAUGGCUAACUGUUUCCAAGGAGUACUACAUCUGUCUAGAUGUAACUAAUGUGCAUGUUGAAGGAAAUGAUGAUAAUCUACAGAAGUUUGUGAGUUCUGGUCAGUAGCAGUAGCCAGGGAGGACAGUAGUAGAGAAAGUCAGGGCAGCGUGGUGCUAGAUAAGGCAGGGGAGUGGUUCGCUGCAAGCUCCCGAGAUUCCCCAAGCCAGGUACAGAAUCUGAAAAACAGCAGACACUUUGGGCCUAUUUAUAAUAAAUGGUUUGCCUUUUUUUUUUUUUUUCUUCUUUUUUUUUGGUACAAAAUAUAAUAGAUAGAUGUAAGUUACAUACAGUGGCAUUGCUUGUUUAUAAAAAGCUCACGUGUUUCUCCAGCACUUUUAUGUCUUUGAGAAAGAUGAUGACUUUGCAGUAUUUCCCCCCUGGAUGAGCAGCACAGUUGCAUACCUUUAGAGUGCCUUCCUUAUAGACUGUGGUAUUUUGUGACUGGAAAUAAUAAGCUGUAUGUGCAGUAUUUGCAGUUCUGCUUUGGGGAUUUUUCUGUUUUUGUGAUGUUCAUCUCUCUCAGUUACCAAAGGACAAAAAAAAAAAAAAAAAGGGGAUAUUAUAUAGUGCUAAUACUUUGCUAGUCCUAAACUGGGUGAGAUUUUGAAGGGUCAUGAGCCCACCUUCUUCAUCCUGUUGGUAGAAUUAGAAGUAGUGAUUAAUAAUACUGGAAUUUAGUAGUCAAGUUGUAGAAUUCUUCCUUGAAUAUUUUUCUUUUUCUCAUUCUCCCAUUUUUUGUGUUUAAUUUAAGAAUGUUUUUCUGUCAUUGAAAGUGAAAUAUGUGUGCUGUAGUUUAAAUGCAUCCUUCUUUGUCUUGUCAGUGUGAACUAGCUCUUUUCUUGCUUACAACAUCUUUUUUAUAUUUUAAACUGUUUUUUUCCCUUUUUCUCCUCUGGGUUGUACAGUGGGAUUUUAAAAGAACUGUAGUUCCAUAUUGAAAAUUCUUGCCAAUCAUUCAGAGUUAAGUUUGACUUAAGAUCUGUCUGCAAGUAUUGAGCUGGUUUAUUCUGAUGUGAGAGACCUACUGUCAUCUUUGACCUCUCAGUUUUGUGUUACCCAUUAGGACACAGGAGACCAAAC
Messenger RNA from Cygnus olor (mute swan), 5499 nucleotides. RefSeq names its product potassium calcium-activated channel subfamily N member 2 (gene KCNN2). The record is from RefSeq and is a predicted model, not a curated record. Lineage: Eukaryota; Metazoa; Chordata; Aves; Anseriformes; Anatidae. Gene Ontology annotation, cellular component: plasma membrane; neuron projection; neuronal cell body. The coding region runs from base 532 to 2928 and encodes 798 amino acids. Gene Ontology annotation, molecular function: small conductance calcium-activated potassium channel activity; calmodulin binding. Gene Ontology annotation, biological process: potassium ion transmembrane transport. The transcript has 12 exons.